Molecule: messenger RNA, 1081 nt
Organism: Magallana angulata
Lineage: Eukaryota; Metazoa; Mollusca; Bivalvia; Ostreida; Ostreidae
Exons: 8
Coding region: 126-1022 (298 amino acids)
Source: RefSeq, a predicted model, not a curated record
AAAUCUGCUUGUAUAGUUAAUUGACUGAAUGAUCCAAAUCCAUAUUACCAUCAUAUGUCUAUGAGGUACUGAAUAGGCGAUCAUUUUCAAACAUUCAGGGUUUGGCUACCGUGUGAGCUUUGGUAAUGGCUCAAAAGGAUAUUGUGGCUUUUAUGGCCAUUUUAUUAAUUGUAUUAUCGACUACAAAUGCUUCCUACAUCAAUAAGCAACUGAGAGAUGCUCUACGACCACAGGUUGAUCAGAACAUACAGCGACUGAACUAUGCUAUUUACCACGCGGCUAGGAAUAAUAGACAGCAUAUACCGUAUUAUCAAGGGGUGGACGUACACGAAUAUCAUGAAAUUCACUCCUUGACCGACGUAUCCCACAACAGUCCCGACGGAAAGGGUAAAGAGGAUGAUGAUCAACAGCAAAGGCAAAGAAAGUGCAAAGGCUUCGUUUGUGAGAAUGGCGGCACCUUAAAGAUCGAGGCUGGUCAGUGUGUCUGUUCGUGUCCCAGUCCUUAUGUAGGAUUCAACUGCCAGUUUAGAGGGGACAGAUGCAAAAAAUCCGACUAUAGAGAUUGUUUCCUAAAAGAAACACACGUCGAUUUAAAAGCAGGCUAUUGGGCCGUGAACUUUCAACACCACUUCCUUGCUGCAAGAGCAAGAUACUGUGGCAUAUGUAAUGUAACAAGCGAGGAGCUUUAUAUUGGGCAUCCAUACAAACUGACCAUUGCCUAUACGCAGAAAGCUCGCCAUCAAUACCACCGCCAUAAAAUGAAUAAUGAACUAAUUGUUCUUUGGACGCCUGAAUAUAAGAAAUCCAAAACGCUGCUCACAGUGAACGUCGGUCAACGGGAAGGCAUCAACGAAUCAAAAUGUGUCAAUAUUCCUCUAGGAAUAGGCGAAAUCAUAAUACAGUUUUCAUGCAUGAAUGUCUAUACGUGCAAUAUUGUACCAUCGCAUGACACGAACUACAUCAGGAAGAAGAACACAGCGUUCUACAUUGAUGAGGUUCGCUUAGAGCCUGGGAAAUGUUAGCACAUAUACGUACACCUUUAAUUUGUCAGUAAUAAACUAAUAAACGGUUGUAGAUUUAA